UCUUCCCAUGUAUCCAAAGACCCGAGAGCACCCUUUGUGCCGCUCAAACCCUACCAUAAAUCCAGGCGACAAGUCUUCCAUCUCCUUCAACACCCACCCCCCUUCCCCUUCCCCCUAUCCCUUUCUCUUCUGUUCCCAUACAUCGCUUGCAACGCUCCCCACCUUUAUAUCCUGCCCCCACUUCAUCUCUCUCUCUCUCUCUCUCUCUCUCUCUCUCUCUCUCUCGAUCUCUUUCUGUGUCCGCCUGCAAUGGAGUUUGAGCUGGAGAAGGACGAUGACGAUGUGAACCUGGAACUGGGGCUGGAGCCGUCGUCGAUGCCGCAGCCGGAGCGUGUCUUCCGGUGCACCUACUGCCAGAGGAAGUUCCACAGCUCGCAGGCGUUGGGCGGCCACCAGAACGCGCAUAAGCUGGAGCGGAGCCUGGCGAAGAGGAACCGGGAGGUGAGCUUGGCCAUGCGGUCUCACGCUGUCGGCCAGAUCCAGACCGUGGUGGCCUCCACCAGCUUGGAUGGCCGGUUUGUGAGGAAGGAGGAGGCGGUCACCUUGACGCCGUGGACACGCGGAGGCGCCGACGGCAAAGGACGCGGCGGUGGUGCCGACGACAAAGCAGGGAUCGCCGGUGACAUCGACUUAUCUCUGAGACUAUGAGACCCAUCCAUGCAUUUUAAUUGUUAGUAUAUUUUAUUUUCUUCUCUCCAAAUUAGUAAUUGAAUUAAUGGUCAACAAUGACUUCUCUCUCUCUCUCUCUCUCUCUCUCUCUCUCUCGCUCGCUCUCGCUCUCUCCUAUUCAUGACAUAGGAGAUAUGAUUGAGCGACUCAUUCUGCUGUGGUUGUGAGCUAAACUGUGUAGAAAUAGAAAACCCUAUAUUUGGUACCAACACUUGUUCCUUUUUCUCA
Molecule: messenger RNA, 897 nt
Organism: Musa acuminata AAA Group (dessert banana)
Lineage: Eukaryota; Viridiplantae; Streptophyta; Magnoliopsida; Zingiberales; Musaceae
Product: zinc finger protein STAMENLESS 1-like
Exons: 1
Coding region: 250-648 (132 amino acids)
Biological process (GO): negative regulation of abscisic acid-activated signaling pathway
Source: RefSeq, a predicted model, not a curated record